GGGAGAGACUUCCAGCAGAUCAGAGCCAGGAAGCAAAAUUCGAGAGAGAAGGAAAGGAGGGCAGAAUAUAUCAGUGAAGGCUCGACCUGUAUUUACCGCAGCAAAACCAAAUCAAAUUACCGGAACAUCUAAACAUUCAAAUACAGAAAUGGGAAAGAUCACUUUCCAGCAUGGUGGUGCUCAGAAAUCUGAGAAGGAUGAACAAGAUGCGGAUAAAACCGAGAUAGUGGUACCACUUGAACAACAGCACGAGGAGCUCUCUGUCCCAGUGCGCACCAGGAAGGCUGCUGUCAGUGGACUCUGCUGCAUGACUUUUGGCUCGAUUGUGUUAAUGUCAGGUCUGGUGUUGGCAUCCAUAUAUUUCUACAGAUACUAUUACGUCAAUCAGCUUCCCCGGGAGAACUUGUUCCAGUGCAGGGUUCUGUACGAAGACGCUGUUUACGCCCCCUUCAGGAGACAGCAGGAACUGGAGGAGAGCGUGGAGAUCAAUCUGGAGGACAAUUACGAGCAGAUUAAUGUCCCAGUGCCUCAUUUCGGAGGAAGUGAUGCGGCAGACAUUAUCCACGACUUCCACAGGGGUUUGACAGCUUACUAUGACAUUACAUUGGACAAGUGCUACAUCAUAGAACUCAAUACCUCCAUAGUGAUGCCACCACAGAACCUCCGGGACCUGCUGGUUAAUGUCAGGAGGGGAACCUACCUCCCUCAGACCUACAUCAUCCAGGAGGAGAUGGUCGUGGUGGGACAGGUCUACAGUGUGCAACAGCUGGGGGUGUUCAUUGACCGACUGUGUGGCGGGAAGGAGACCUACAGACUGAAGCACAGGAGCAGCAGACGACGCAUCAACAAGCGUAAGGAGCAUAACUGCCACAGCAUCCGGCACCUUGAGAACACCUUUGUGGUGGAAACUCGCAUCUGUGAUCAGGCCUGAGGACCUUCGUAAUGAGUAUCUCCCUGCUUGGCGCCACCUCUGCACACUGUAGCCCUCUUUUCUUACAUGUAAAGCUGAACGUUCAUUUUAAGUGUCAAACUGACCGGUCCCUGUCAUGACUUUGUCCUGUACAGCUCCAGUUUAUCUUUGGUAGGUAAUGAACAUGGACACCUUUCCCUCUUAAACUUGCACAGUCCAUUACAAGCUUGUAUUUUAUACAGUGUGCGAAAGUAAACCCCAGGAAAUGUCACAGGACUUUUUAGGCUGCCCUUUGAUUAACACAGCAAGUAGCAAUGUGUCAUUCAGCGACAUCAGGUUAAUAUAAUAACAAGCAAAGUGAAAAAAAUUGUGUACAGAUUACAAAUGAGGGAAAAGCAUUGUUUCCUAUUGUUCAAUUAACAGGUUCUUUCUGUUUUGAUGCAUAGCUGAGUGAUAGAAAUGAUGCCCCCAUUGCAUAGCAGUUUGAUCCAUUCCUGGUUUUACUAGGAGUUUAAUCAGACACACCUGUACAUUGUGGCUAAUCACAUUUGUAUUCCCUAGGAUGGGUAAAACUGCUCUGCAAUAGGAGUCAUGUCUCCAUUUCUAUAGCGGAUGACUAAAUCCAAGUAAAAGAGAAGCAUUCAGACAAUCUGCUGCAAGGUGUUAAGUUGCAAACAUGUACCUGUGAUUAAAAAAAUAAAAAAUAUAUCUGUAAAACAGCUGCAGGAACAAUCCAGCAUCCUUACAGCCAAAGUGCAGUUUUUAUUUGAAAAUAUAGAGUAUAUCAAUAUAUAUAUAUAUAUAUAUAUAUAUAUAUAUAUAUAUAUAUAUAUAUAUAUAUAUAUAUAUAGAGUCCUAAUCCAUCUUUGAAUCCCAUUGAUGCUAUCACAUUACUUCAGCAAUGCUGUCAAUUCUCCGAUAGCCAAGGGGAGAAUAGCUGUACACAUUCACCAGUGUUGUUUAAAUUUAAGCCUUGUAUCUGCUUUUUAAGUCAACUAAUCUUGUUCGCUGUAAAUCAUACUUUUUUUUUUUUUUUUUUUUUUUGGACUGCAUGUAUUUAUCUUAUCGAAUCCUGCAUUCUAAGUAUGUUUUCUAAGAUCAUGAAAAGCCUUGGUUCUGUGUUGAACUAAAGUAACUGCUGUCAUAAGGGAACAAUAAACACUGUAUGUCUAUAAUGUGGUCACCUCAGAUUGAUGUGUACAUUUCGUUUGCUAGUAAGGCGUAUCUAUGAAUAAAGGUGAAACCACUUGUG
Polyodon spathula (Mississippi paddlefish) is the source of this 2162-nucleotide messenger RNA. Its product is annotated as integral membrane protein 2C-like. Gene Ontology annotation, molecular function: amyloid-beta binding. The record is from RefSeq and is a predicted model, not a curated record. Gene Ontology annotation, cellular component: plasma membrane; Golgi apparatus; extracellular exosome. The transcript has 6 exons. NCBI's taxonomy places the organism in Eukaryota, Metazoa, Chordata, Actinopteri, Acipenseriformes, Polyodontidae. The coding region runs from base 149 to 931 and encodes 260 amino acids. Gene Ontology annotation, biological process: negative regulation of amyloid precursor protein biosynthetic process.